Tinamus guttatus (white-throated tinamou) is the source of this 782-nucleotide messenger RNA. The record is from RefSeq and is a predicted model, not a curated record. Lineage: Eukaryota; Metazoa; Chordata; Aves; Tinamiformes; Tinamidae.
AUGCCUGGGAGCCGACAGAGCCGCGACGGCUCCUCUGCUGCCCCGGGGCUCUUGCGGACAUGGGAGGGCAGGGACAAGGCUCUCCCGGGCAGCGCGGCCCUUGCGCCGCUCGGGAGGGCUCGAGAGGAAGCUAGGAAGUUCCAGAAGGUGAUUCUGACAGUGUCACCGAGGGGCAUUUCACUGCAGGACGCAGAGACCAAAGAGCUGGUCGAGAACAUCUCCAUCUACAGGAUCUCCUACUGCACAACAGACAAGCUGCAGAACAAGGUCUUCGCUUAUGUUGCCCAGAGCCAAGAGAGCGGGGCCCUGGAGUGCCAUGCCUUCCUCUCACCCAAGAAGAAGAUUGCCCAGGCGGUGACUCUGACUGUGGCUCAGGCCUUCCAGAUGGCACUGGAUCUCUGGGAAGCAGCACAUACAGGCUCUAGGCAGGAACAGCCCCUUCACCCUCCAUGUGCUUUGGAGAACAGUGAGCCCGGCAGAGCAAGUGAGCCAGCCCCCCCGGGGAGCCCUCCCUUCAGACACCACUUUGGGGUACAGUAUGUGCAAGCCUGGCUCGUGCCCAGGGCUGUCUCACACUGGGGAAGGGACAGAGUAAUCCCAGCACAGCCCCUUCUCCCUGCCUGCUGAGCCCCGUUGGUGUCUGCAUGGCGUCCCUCUCCCGUGGGGGCCUGUUGUGGACAGGGGCCCUCCGUGCUCUGCCUGGCUCACUAGGCAGGAGCAGUUCCUCAGUGCUGCUUGCUCCAGGAGUCUCCGGUCAGGCCCAGCACUGCAGCAGCCCGCGG